UUGUCCCCCUUUCAUUCCGUCGAUCCAAUUUUAGGGUUCAAAAUUCAAUCUAUCUCUCUCUUUCUCUGCGAUUCGAUUUCUAGGGUUUCUGAUUCUCUCUGUGAUCAAUCAUGGCGAGCAACAACAGGGAGAAUAAUGUCCAGGAGGAAUCGAACCCGCUUCUGGGCAAGCAAUUCGAGGAGACCCAGAAUGAUACUGAGAAGCCCGCCAAGGCCUUGCCGGAGACUCAGUCGCCGGAGAAAUCUCCCACGGAGAUGGGGCAUGUGAAUGGCGGUGGUAAUGGGUGCGCGUGGACCGCCGAUGGGCUGCCGUUGGGGCACGGGAGCGUGAUGGGUGAGCCCAUGGGCCGGGCCCAGUGGGACUCCAGCCUCCUUGCCUGUCUUGGCCGCAAUGAUGAAUUCUGUAGCAGCGAUCUUGAAGUUUGUCUUCUUGGAAGUGUGGCUCCUUGUGUGUUGUAUGGAAGUAAUGCUGAGAGACUCGGAUCUACUCCUGGGACAUUUGCAAAUCACUGUUUGCCUUACUCUGGUCUAUAUCUGAUUGGAAACACCUUUUUCGGUUGGAACUUCCUUGCACCGUGGUUUUCAUAUCCUAGCCGUACUGCCAUCCGCCGCAAGUUCAACCUAGAGGGAAGUUGUGAGGCACUUAAUAGGUCAUGUGGCUGCUGCGGAAGCUUUGUGGAUGAUGAGCAACAACAGGAACAGUGUGAGACUGCCUGUGAUUUUGCAACUCAUGUGUUCUGCCAUCCAUGUGCUCUAUGCCAGGAAGGUCGUGAGAUCCGUCGCAGGCUGCCUCAUCCUGGUUUCAAUGCGCAGCCAGUUCUGGUUAUGAUUCCUCCUGAGGAGCAGGGCAUGGGCCGUGGAGCUUGAGAAUUGAAAGCUUGUCCUUCCGGGACAUUGGAUGUUCGUACUUUGUAUACGUAAGCGUGUUUUGAUAUCUGGAACUGUUGUUAACUGCAUCGAGUUAUCUGAACCGAACCACAUCUUUUACUUUGGUUUUCGUAAUCAAGUUUAAAUAAGAUAAAGAUGAAAGUAUAGACUUUUGUGUAUAUGUAACGUGUGAUAUCUGUGGACGUGCUUGUUCGUUGGAUGCAGACUUUGAUUGGAACUCCUUUUUACUGUUUGGAUUCUAAAGGAAGCUAUUUUUUUU
Pyrus x bretschneideri (Chinese white pear) is the source of this 1146-nucleotide messenger RNA. RefSeq names its product cell number regulator 8. The record is from RefSeq and is a predicted model, not a curated record. The transcript has 3 exons. The coding region runs from base 111 to 866 and encodes 251 amino acids. NCBI's taxonomy places the organism in Eukaryota, Viridiplantae, Streptophyta, Magnoliopsida, Rosales, Rosaceae.